Colossoma macropomum (tambaqui) is the source of this 3843-nucleotide messenger RNA. RefSeq lists its product as uncharacterized. NCBI's taxonomy places the organism in Eukaryota, Metazoa, Chordata, Actinopteri, Characiformes, Serrasalmidae. The coding region runs from base 242 to 3412 and encodes 1056 amino acids. The transcript is spliced from 18 exons. The record is from RefSeq and is a predicted model, not a curated record.
GCCUCCGCGCGCGCACGCCUCGCCUUUGCGGUGGACCUGCCAGUCGUUUAGGAGCUGCACGUGCGCGGUUUGUAGGGUGCGUGCUGCGAUUUACAUGCGAACCGCACGCCAUGGCUGUGUACGGUGGCGUAUCGGUGCAGGUAGCGCGCGCGUGGCGCUAAUGGGCCGCUGAGGCUGCUAGUAAAGGGUCUGUUCUGUAUUAUUAGUGUUGUUUGAGUCGUGAAGAGAGAGCUGCUUGAAGAUGGCGACGGGAGCAGGGUGGCAGGGACCUAGCAAUUCAUCUACGGCUUCUCCUGCUGCUCCUAACGCUCCCGGAGCAGCCACCAGUCCGUCCUCAUCAACGGCCAGCCAUCUGCUGUAUGAAUCCGGACUGACCAUGGAGUACACGCAGGACCUGCACCUGAAGAUGAGUAAGAAAAUAGCACAGCUAACAAAGGUCAUUUAUGCCCUCAACACCAAGAACGACGAGCACGAGGAGGCCAUCCAGUCUCUGAAGGAGGCGCACGAGGACGAGGUCCAGCACAUCCUGACGGAGACGCGGGAGAAGAUCCUGCAGUAUAAGAGUAAGAUGGGCGAUGAGGCGGAGCUGAAGCGGAGGCUGCAGUCUCUGGAGGAAUCCGUGGAGCUCCACGAGCACAUGAAGCGUCAGGCGCUGGCCGAGUUCGAGAUGUACCGCCAGCGCAUGGAGGACACGCAGCUGUGCGCGGAAGCGCAACACACCCAGCGCGUGGUGUCCAUGUCCCGAGAGGUGGAGGAGAUGAGGCACGACUUCGAGGAGAAGCUGCGCUCCUUCAGCCAGGUACAGGCGCAGUUUGAUCAGGAGAAGCACCGUGCGCUGGAGGAGCUGAAGUCCGUCCACCGGCAGGAGCUGCAGGAGCUGCUGGAGACGCAGCAGAGCCAGAGCGCCUCCAGCUGCCUGGACCAGGAGAAGCUGGCAGAGCUGCACCGAGCCGAGCUGGAGGCGCUAAUGGAGCGCGUGGAGGAGCUCACGCAGGACAAAGUGCGACUGGUGGAGGAGUACGAGGCCAAGCUGGGCAAGGCCCAGGCAUUCUACGAGCGCGAGCUGGAGGCCAUGAGGCGCGCUCAGCAGCUCACCACCGAGAACCUGCUGGCCUGGAAGAGGACGGAGGUGGAGCUGAGGAAGGAGUUCCAGGUCCAGGAGGCUGCCCUGCAGAGAACGCUCUGCAAGCUCCGGUCUGAGCUGCAGAGAGCGCAGGAGGAGGCGAGAGAAAGCAGAGACAAAACCAACAGGCUGCAGGCGUCACUCAACAACGCCGAAGUCACAAUCAAGGAGUUACACAAGCAGCUGGAGGAGGCCAUACAGGACGGAGAGAUUUGGGUGAUGCAGCUGAAAGAUACCGAGUACGAGUUGGAGGGGAGCAGGGAUCGAGUACAGCAGCAGGCCACCGAAAUCCUCCACAAAGCCAGUCACAUUGGGUCCCUGCAGGCCACUCAGAUGAGCCACGAGGCCACUAUCAGAGACCUGCACCUGGAGCAGAGUCGGCUGAAGGAGAAGAUCGUCCAGCUGGAGGAGGAGAAGGAGCGGCUGCAGAGCCAGAGUCAGGCACUGGAGGAGCAGCAGCGCCAGCAGAUCCUCAACCUGGAGAAAUCCCUGCGCGAGGAGAAGCAGAGCUAUGAGCUGGAGCUGGCUCAGGCCCGGGCCAAAUACGAGGAGGAGGCUGCCCGUGUGAAAGAAGGCCAGGCCCAGGCUCUGGAGGAGCUGAUGGAGAAGCACAGAGCGCAGCUGGAGAGCGCGCGGACCACCGCCGAGAGAGAGAAGAACCAGCUACUGAACGAGAUGAGGCAGCAGUAUGAGAUUCGGCGCCUUUCACUGGAGGAGCAGAGGAACCACCUACAGCAGCAACUGGACACCCUCCGCGAGGAGCUCACUGCCAAACUCAAUAUAGCCAACCAAGAGGUGUCUCAUCUGAAUGAACUGGUGAAGGAAGGUGAGGACAGUUUGGAAUCUGCAGAGACCCACAUCUCCCGUCUGAAAGACAACCAGGAGAAGCUGCUGAUUGAGCUGGAUGCCACCAGGGCCAGAGUGAGAGAGACCAGCAAUGUCCUCACUGAUCUUCAGGAGGAGAUAGAAAGCCAGAAGCAGCACCACGAGGCCAGGAUCAUCACCAUCAAAGCCGAGGAGAAGCAGAAAAUGGAUAAAAUCACAGAGGAGCUGGAUAACAAAUGGACGGACGCUCUAAGAGCGGAGCUGAAGAGCCUCCGAGAGGAGCUGACAGAUGAGCAUGAGGCCGAUAAACAGGCGGUCCUCACUCAGGUGUCCCAGCAGAGAGAUCUGGAGUUGAUGGCAGCCAGAGAGAGCUGGCAGAGGAAGGUGGAGGACCUUCUGGAACAGAUCUCCUUGCUGAAGCAGAGUCUGGAGCUGCAGCUGUCUCAGUCCCAGGCCGCGCUGCAGCAGCUGCAGGCUCAGUUUGCUCAGGAGCGCGAGCACCUGGCCCAGGAGCUGCAGGAGAUGGCCCUGCAGCACCAGCGCCGAGAGCGCCACCUGCAGGACGCUCACUGCUGCGCUAUGGAGGACCUGGACAAAGAACGGCAGCUCGAGCUCAGGGAGCUAGAGGAACGUCUGAAGCAGGAACAGAGAGAAGAGCUACACGCUCUAAGAGAAGCCCACAGACAGACGCUGGAGAUCCUCCGUCAGCAGUCUGACCAAGAGCUUCAGACUCUACGGUUUGAGCUGGAGGACGAAGGCAAAGCUAUGCUGGCCUCCCUGCGUUCUGAGCUGAACCACCUGCAUGCCACAGCUAUAGAGCACCUGCGACAGGUACACCUGCAGGAGAACACGGCGGCCAAGCGAGAGCUGGACAACACUAUGGAGCGCUGCGAACAGCACGAGCAGGACCUGCUGGGUCGUAUCUCAGAUCUGCAUCAGGAGGUGAACUGCAGGAAGAACCGAAUCGCCGACCUGGACCACGAGAUCCACUCGCUAAACGAAACCAUCAGCACACUGACCAAGGAGCUGGAGCUGAAGGGCAAAGAGGUGCUGCGCAUCCGCAGUGAGGCCAACCUGCAGAUCAGGGCUCAUGAACAGGAUCUGUCCAAGAGGCACGAGAGGGAGUUGGCGGAGUUGAACAUGUCCCAUAACAGAGAAACUCAGAUCAUGUUUUCAGAUUUCAACAAAGCUCAGGAGCUUCUGAAGGACAAGAUCUCUGCUCUCCAGAUCCUGCUGGAGGGCACAGAGGAGAAGUUUAGGAACAGAGAGAGUCGGCCUGAGGACCUGCAGACCAUCGCUGAGCUCCGAGAGAUGGUGGCGGAGAGAGAGACUCUGGUCAAAAAGCUGGUGGACGAUAAGAAGUUCUACCAACUGGAACUGGUGAACCGAGAGACGAGCUUCAACAAAGUGUUCAACACCAGCCCCAACGUGGGGGUCAUUAACCCCCUUAUUAAGCCCUCGUGAGGAGGACGAGUCGACGGAAGCAGCAGCAGAUGAGCGGCCGCAGGAGCUGACCUCUCAGUACUUCUCCUUCUGACUCUGUCCAACUCACCGAGCUGAAGAGCAUGUGAAACGUAGAGGUUUCAAUACUCCAUUAGUCUGUGUUCAAUACUUCACUGUGAAUUUCACUUCAGGAUUUUAUUUUUUAUUUAUUUAUGUGUUUAUUUAUUGAUUGAUUGAUUUAUUUUGGCCAAUAAGAUACUUUUGACUUGGGCAUUUAUGCAAUAGAAGAGAAGAUCCGCAUCUGAUUUAUGUUCGCAGACACCAACUCUUUUUUCUUGAUGGACCGAAACUGUUGGAAUACCAGUGUCUUGCCAGUUUUAAAAAUAAAUUGCACAGUGUUUAUAUUUAUAUUAUAUUGUCUUGUUACAAACAAUAAACCAUCGGUUGUAAAA